CAUCAUCGCCUCUGCUAGUCAGCUGCAUUGAAGAAGCUUGGUCUUCAUCACAUCUGUAUCUGCCGUCACUUCACUGGAAAGUAAACUUUCCCGCCUGUAUAAAUCACUUGCCCGCGCGCAUCCACCCGUCAAUCUUCACCACACAUCUGCACUCCCACCAUCCUUUUACCGCCCCUCCAACUGUCUAAUAGCAUGGACCGUUUCUUGGCCCCUCAUACCCCCGAAGCUCUUGCCCACUACCACGUAACAGAAAAUUACUGUUCAUGGGAUAUCGACCAGGCGUCGUUGAAUGAGAACGUUAUUGCGGGAUGUGCUUCUUACCAGGCCUUCAGCCGAUACCUGUCAGGUGCAGACUUAUUCAUUGUGCCAGGAUCAAGAAAGGAGUUGGAGAGCGUCCUGAGAAGAUAUUCAUACGAUGCCAUCCACAAUAUCAUCUCUCGCGCAAGGAGUACUCUUGAGCCUGGAGGGUACAGCAGAAUCUGUCACAUCACUGAGAACUCCGUCAGAAAUGUGCUGGAUACCAAUGACAACAGUGCCACCCUCCUCUCUCUCCACCGUUCCUCUGCUCCCGAGCAUAACAUCUCUGAUAUCAGACAUUCAGCAUCGAGACCCAUUCGGAGCAACUAAGCGGCGCAGCCACUUUGUCUCAUUAUCAUUAUUUCCCGUCGUGCUCUGCCCUUCGUCUCAACGCCACCGUUUGUCCAGUUGUGUCUCCGUCGCCGUCCCCCACAUGUGUAUCACCAUCAGCCUCAUUCAUGUUAUAAUAGCCAUCCGAUAUUCUUUCCUGUGUCAUACUCUUACGUAUCCGGCGCUUAGUCUGCAGACGCACAGUUCAUAAUCUUCGAGCGGUCUUUUGUAGAUAACGACAUCGUCUACAGGAGUCAAAUAACAAACUGUGUACUACAUACUUGCCAUUUUAUCAGUUAUGCCCAGC
Messenger RNA from Heterobasidion irregulare TC 32-1, 934 nucleotides. RefSeq lists its product as uncharacterized. The record is from RefSeq and is a predicted model, not a curated record. Lineage: Eukaryota; Fungi; Basidiomycota; Agaricomycetes; Russulales; Bondarzewiaceae. The transcript has 4 exons. The coding region runs from base 193 to 627 and encodes 144 amino acids.